UCCAUUCCCUCCCACCACUUCCUCCCCCCUCCCCUCCCUCCAAAAAGGCUAUUUCGCCUCCCCCUCCCUGUUUUCUGGCGCUUCCCUGGAGGUUUCCUUGAGUCCUCUCCCCCAUCAUCCUGUGCGUGUGUCGCAUACUGGCAUCAGACAGUGGAAGCGAAACGAAUUCCCGAGCGAGAGCCUUUUGGCAGCUGUCAUCUGGAGAUCCUUCUUCUUGAAUCUCCUCACGGCUGUUCGUUCCUUCUUUGCUUUUCGAAUCCGAACAUCCAGUGAUACACCCUGGUCGACCUAGCCCUGUUGCUGGGAAACCUUGAUCAUCGGUGGUCUUAACUUUGAUCGGAUUUACCUCCUUGGACCCUUUCGACUAGGUUCGAACCUUCAAACAAAGGCAAACAAUGGUCAACGGCACCACCACGGUGUUGGAGCCCACCUUUAUGGGAUAUGUUGCAUCAACACAAGAUGCACUGAUUCUGUUCGAGGCCUGUCUGACUGGUGUGCUGCACCAUGUCCCUCGUCGGCCGCACGAUCGGGAACGGAGUCAUCUGGUCCGCAGCGGUAGCGUUUUUAUCUACGAGGAGAAUUCGUCAGGGAUCAAGCGAUGGACGGACGGAGUGACCUGGAGUCCCAGUCGCAUCCUGGGCAACUUUCUAGUGUAUCGAGAGCUGGAGAAGCCGUUUCCGCCAGGUGAGAAGAAGCGAGCGAUGAAGAAGGCAAACCGACGUCCGGUGCCGUCGACGCGACCGGGGGAGCCGUAUCCGCGACAGGAAAGUAACGGGGCCUAUUCUCCUUCCUCAACAGCCGGACCUUUCGGCGAUAGACCGCAUCAGUCCGACGUGGAACGAGCGCUGGUCGGCUCGCUGGUCGAUUCGUACGGCUUCAAGGAUUCGGGCUUGGUCAAGAAGACGAUGAGCGUAACGGUCUCGGGUGUGACGCAUCACCUGGUGUCUUAUUACAGCGUGGACGACGUGAUGCGGGGGUUGCUGAAUCCGCCGUCGAUGGUCGAUUCGUUGAGAUACAUCCGGCCUCGUGCAGAACUAACGCAGAAGCAAAGCUUCCGGGCCCCAAUCGAUGAUCUGGAAUCGGGAGGUUUGGAGAAUGCGAAUGACCAGUCGCAUGCUUUGUACGGAUACCGACCUCACCUGGUUGCGCCUCCAGGCUAUGCGAUGCCUAACCCUCACCCUGAAUUCUACAUGCACGCAACGCCUUAUGCUGCGACCCAUCCGCCACAGUCUACGCCCAUUGCUGGAUACUCUAUGGGAGGAUCGAUUCCGGCUCAAUCCGCUCCCAAUCCUUACCUACCUGCACCGUCCGCUCCUACUCAGAUCCCACAGAAGCCGGAGGACUAUACGCAAUUUAGACAGCCUUCGUAUGGCACCAGUUUCGACGCACUCGGCCACAAUCCACUGUCCUCGUCGAUCCCGUCAGCCCUCAGCACGGGCAUGCCAAGUUCUUUGAGUGACCGCAACCGAUCCCAUUCCGACCAUAGUCCGUCAGCGUAUCGCAACUCGUCAAUAUCCUCACGCAGCGUUGUCACCGAUGCGACGUCGCCCAUCGAUCCUUCAACUCCUGCUACAUACUCGCGAGGUGGGAGCUUCAGUCUGGGACCACUUGACGGAGCACAUCAACAUCUAGAACAGCGAGGGAUGGGGGGAUUUGAUCCCGGUAUCUCACGCCGGGAGUCGGGCCCCAUUCCUACACCUUACUAUACGGGCGGGGACCGACAUCAGUAUUACGUGGGGGCCACGGCCCCGGGCGCACAUACCGGGUAUCCAGUGUCGACGUGGACCACGGCAGCACCCGCGCAACCUCAGAUUUGAAGUUCCUUGUUUUUCCUUUUUCUUUUUCUUUCAUUUUUGUUUCAUGUUGAUUUCGCUCGUUUAGCCUUCACUUCUCCCAAACCCACUUUUUCCUUAUACGUUUUUAUUCUCCAGAAGGGCGGCAAUUUGGGAAUAGACUAUGCAUAUAUGCUGAGGAUGAUUACCCGGAUGAAGAAAUCGCUCUAGAGGAGAUCAAAAUACCUGUCUCGCCUUUCUUUUUCUGUUCAUUUGGGGGUUUUUGAUUUUCUGCGAGGUUUUUUUUUUCCCUUUCAUGUGGUCAUGAGCAAUAGGUUGGUUGGCUUGGGUGGCAUGGUCCUGGG
Messenger RNA from Aspergillus homomorphus CBS 101889, 2137 nucleotides. RefSeq names its product camp independent regulatory protein. The record is from RefSeq and is a predicted model, not a curated record. The coding region runs from base 396 to 1817 and encodes 473 amino acids. NCBI's taxonomy places the organism in Eukaryota, Fungi, Ascomycota, Eurotiomycetes, Eurotiales, Aspergillaceae. The transcript has 2 exons. Gene Ontology annotation, molecular function: DNA binding.